Molecule: messenger RNA, 465 nt
Organism: Cetraspora pellucida
Lineage: Eukaryota; Fungi; Glomeromycota; Glomeromycetes; Diversisporales; Gigasporaceae
Source: the annotation of a GenBank genome assembly
AUGUCAAACUGCGUCGCAGCUACCCAGAACAAGGACUUGGAGCUGCAUGGGCUUGGGCGAGACCCACCUCCAGGUUGCGGCGCUGGUCCUAUUGGAGAAGACCUUUAUCAUUGGAUUGCAACAAUUAUAGGCCCCACCGAAUCUCCAUAUGAUGGUGGUGUAUUUUUUCUUGACAUCCACUUUCCUAGAGAUUAUCCAUUCAAGCCACCAAAGGUUACUUUUAUGACAAGAGUUUGUCAUCCGAAUAUCAACAGUAAUGGAGUUAUAGGCCUAGAUAUUCUAAGAGACCAAUGGUAUCCUCAGCUUACCCUUGAUAAAUACGAUCCACUUGUACCCGAAAUUGCUCAUAUUUACUUGACCGACCGCGCCCGAUAUGAAGCGAAAGCAAAAGAAUGGACGCGUAAAUAUGCUAGUAAGUUGAUAAUUAAGUUGAGGCCAAAGGUUGGCAACGCAGAAGCUUGGUAG